This is a messenger RNA of Penicillium paradoxum, 2214 nucleotides long. Its product is annotated as putative exonuclease. Gene Ontology annotation, biological process: DNA double-strand break processing; mismatch repair; DNA recombination. Gene Ontology annotation, molecular function: DNA binding; metal ion binding; 5'-flap endonuclease activity. The coding region runs from base 1 to 2214 and encodes 737 amino acids. Lineage: Eukaryota; Fungi; Ascomycota; Eurotiomycetes; Eurotiales; Aspergillaceae. The record is from RefSeq and is a predicted model, not a curated record. The transcript is spliced from 3 exons. Gene Ontology annotation, cellular component: nucleus.
AUGGGCAUUAAAGGACUUCACGGGCUUCUCAAGUCCAUACAGAAACCAUGUCAUGUCAAGUCUUUUAGUGGGCAAACACUUGGAGUCGAUGCAUAUGGAUGGCUUCAUCGCGGAACCAUUGCUUGUUCCGUAGACUUGGUCUUGGACAAUCCUACUAGGAAGCACAUUGAUUUCGUCCUCAAUCGAGUCCGCAUGCUUCUAUUUUUUGGAGUAAAACCGUACCUCGUCUUUGAUGGCGAUAAUUUGCCCAGCAAGUCCGGCACCGAACAGGAUCGAUAUCGCAGGCGGCAGGAAAGCAAGGCUCUCGGACUAGAGCUACAACGAAAGGGAAGGAUGCCAGAAGCUUAUCAGGAGUUCCAAAAGGCUGUCGACGUUACCCCGUUCAUGGCCCGCCAGUUAAUUGAAGAACUAAAGCAAAUGAAUGUGGAGUAUGUGGUCGCCCCAUACGAGGCAGAUGCCCAGCUGGUGUACCUGGAGCAACAGGGUGAUAUUGACGGUAUCAUAUCCGAGGACUCGGAUUUGCUUGUUUUUGGAGCAAAGCGGUUGAUUUCAAAACUGGACCAACAUGGAGAAUGCAUUGAGAUAAAUCGUGCCGACUUUACUGCUUGCCGGGAGGUCAGCCUGGUCGGGUUCAGUGACCCGGAUUUCAGGACCAUGUGCAUUUUGAGCGGUUGUGAUUAUUUGGCAAAUAUUCCCAAGAUGGGCCUGAAGACUGCCUACCGGGUUGUUCGCAAACACAGGAGUAUCGAAAAGGCUUUGCGCAUGAUACAAUUCGAAGGCAAUUUUCGAGUCCCGGCUGACUACCUGGCCAACUUCAGACAGGCCGAGUUGACUUUCCUUUACCAGCGGGUCUUCUGCCGUAAAGCUGAAAAGCUGGUGACAUUGAUGCCACCUGAGAAGGAUGUCAAGUUGGACACGCUGCCAUUUAUUGGCGCUGAUAUGGAGCCAGAAAUUGCCAUCGGGGUCUCUCGUGGCGAUCUGGAUCCAACCACGAAGCAGCCAAUCAUAUUGAAACCACUAGCCACAGGUAAACGGUCCCUUGGCAUUAAUCGCCGACAGACACUGGGUUCUUCCUGCGAGCUGAAGCCACGAAGGCCUAUCAAUUCAUUCUUCACCCCAAAGAGGACACCACUGGCCGAGCUGGACCCGAAUAGUUUGACUCCGUCCCCGAGCCAGCAGCGACUGCUAGAGCGCAAUUCAAACAACUCUUGGCAGGCCAGUGCAGCACCAUCCCGCUCCAAUUCGGUCAGAUCCACCCCUCUAAGGGCCUUCUCCGAUCAAAGUCUCAGCCCCAUGAUACGGAGUGUAGAACGCUCUUCUUUUUUGGCCCAAAAUGCAAGAUCCUCAACCUUGCAGCCCACCAAGAGGCAGAGACUCUGCUCUGAAACUGACGGAGACUCUUUGCCUGCCUGUUCUCCGGCUCGCAGUCGUUUCUUUGCUCCUACUUCUGAACAAACUAGCCCAAGCGGUCAGAAGCUCUUCCGGUCUAAACGAUCACGGAACUCAGUGGUCGGUGUCUUCUCUGAUGACAUAGCAGAAGACAUCAUGUCCAGUAUUCCGGAUCCCAGUAGUACCCCCGGGCUUGUGGAACAUAGACCGGAAAGCAAUCUCAAGAUAUCUGGCAACCCCAGUGGAGUUGAAACGCCUUCCAAACCUACUUUCAACAAGCCUCUCCUUACUAGCGAUUUGAAAGAGUCCAAGAACACACCCAUUGAUACCACACCAAAUUCUCCGAACUUCAACCAGGCGCUCGAUUUCCACGUUGACCGACAAAAUUCCAAUAUACUUUCCAAAUUCACUUUUCAAGCUGGGCAAAAGCCCAGCUCACCCGGCGCUCGCUCUAUUAUGACGAAGAUCCCUGCGAUUCUCCCUUCUCCUAGGCCUGCGACACCCUCGACCCCCAAAAGCCCAGCUGCGAUCGCUCGGAGCAACAUCAUUCAGCGACGCCUGACACCGCUUCAGCGGAUGGGCCAGGCCGCUCUCAGUCGGUCUAACAGCGUCAAUAUUCCAACUAAACUCCGGGAUGCCGAAGCUUCCAAGCCGCGCUCUGAAGCCUUUUCACCUGUUACCAAGGGAUUCUCGUUCACGGGAACCCAAGGCAGCGAAGAUCUUAUUGUCCCAGACAGCGAGGAUGAGGAGGAUGAUGAGGAUGAACCCAGUACAGGGUCCUCGGCGCCUCUUGAUCUCAAGCGCUUUUCAUUCACGCCAAAUUAA